Messenger RNA from Neospora caninum, 2412 nucleotides. RefSeq lists its product as hypothetical. Lineage: Eukaryota; Apicomplexa; Conoidasida; Eucoccidiorida; Sarcocystidae. Gene Ontology annotation, biological process: magnesium ion transport. Gene Ontology annotation, molecular function: magnesium ion transmembrane transporter activity. Bases 1 to 2412 code for a protein of 803 amino acids. The transcript has a single exon. Gene Ontology annotation, cellular component: membrane. The record is from RefSeq and is a predicted model, not a curated record.
AUGGCGAGUGUACCCGGUGUCCCCGUCGGGGCAGGGGAGAUAUCGGUCCCCGAGUCCUCGAGCUCCGCGUCCCUGUCUAUCAAGGCAGAGGCCACGGAUCUGUCCGGGCUCUGGCCUGUCGGCGUGUGCGUCAUCCUCGUCGGAAGCUUUGCAGGAGCCGUAGGCGACAUCCUGAUCCGCCGCUCCUUCCUGCGCAUGGGCGGGUGUCUCCGCCUCGGCAGCGUCGUAAAGAACCCCGGCUGGGUCUGGGGGAUGCUUCUCACGGCUGUUUUGGACCCCAUCAGCACUUUUGUAGCCCUCCUCUUUGCGCCAGCAACGAUCGUCGCGCCCUUCGCUGGCAUGCACAUUUUCUGGGGCUGUUUGCUCGCGGUCGUCUACUUGAAGGAGCGCAUGCGGCCGUGCGAUGUCGCGGGGGCGGCGCUGAUCAUCCUGGGGAUUACGCUCAUCGUCAUCUUCUCCGGGAAAGACCAGGUGAUCUCCUCGGUACCGGAUUUCGCGCACUACCUCCCUCUCCCUGGCGCAAUCGCUUACAUGUGCAUCUUCAGCUCUGUCUCGCUCGUCGCCAGCCUCUUGUCGGCGGACAGCGCGAUUGCGCGCCUCUUCCCGCCUGCGCGGUACCCCGGCCUCGGCGUGUCUGUUCAACGUAUGGCCCUUUCCUGUGCAUCGGGCAUCGUGGGGGGAGCGACAAACAUCGGGGCGAAGGCGCUCGUCAUCGCCCUCACGGGCUUUUUCGCCCACCCCAAGGAGACUCUCUCGUCCUGGUCAACUUACCUCAUUGUCUUUCUUGCUGCCUUCCUCGGCCUCUUCCAGCUGUACUACUUGAACAUGGCGCUGCGCAAGUACGAGGCGAGCUACGUGGUUCCCAUGAUCAACUCGUUUUUGAUCGCGUCCGGUUCGGUAGGCGGCAUCCUCAUCCUCCAGGAACACCCCGACAACUGGGCCGCCUUCUUCUGCGGGCUCGCCCUCGUGGUCUGCGGUGUCUUCGUCUUGUCGGGGAGCAAGGCGACGAGCGGCGGCGGGUCAGCUGGCCCCUCAGGGCCUUCCGGACCGCGCUUGCAGGCCUCGAUCGCAGCAGGCGAGCUCGUGCGCCUUGCCAGCUUCAUUUCCUUUGGCGACGGCAGCGCAGGAGACGCCUACGAGUCCAAGGACUCCAGGCGCCUGCCGGUGCAUCUCGAAUCCGGCGAGAGACGGGGUUUUUCCGGGGACCAGCGGAGCGUGUCCCUGAGAGAGUCCGCGGACCCGGGUAAAACGCGCUCGAGGAACGACAGAGGCGAGGCCGGAGCGGGGAAACCGGGACACAGCGGCAUCGAGUGCUCACGCGAAGAGACACCCAGAAGAACUCAGUUCGCAGAGAGGACGCUGGAGGAGGUUGAGACGCGACGGGGACGAGCGGCGUCGCCGGACCGGGGAAUCGCCGGAGCGAGACACCGAGACGAGGAAGAAGAUCUCGAGUCUGCCGCGUUUGGUGCCGAUGAUGAAGAAGCGAGCGUCCCCGCGGCUCUCCGCAGAGAUCAGCCGCUCGUUCAAGGGGCGGCUGUGGCGUCUUCGUCUGAGGAAGAAGACGGGAUUGAGGCGAAUACUGCGGCAAGCGCCAAGACCUCAGGCAGGAAGAAAGGAGAUGCGAGGAUAGAUUCCGACGGUUUGCUCGUGCCGACCACGCGCUGUGGGUCGCCUCUUCGCCAGUGCAACCACGGCGACGUCUCGCCGACUUCCCUGCGAAUCCUCCGUGGGGCGACGCGCGAGUGUUGUGCGGGGGCGCAGCAGGGAUGUGGAGACGGAACGGCGCCGAACGAGGCGUCUAGACAGCCAGCCGAGAGGAGAUGCAGAGAAAAGCCUGCGCCGGGCGGAGUAGCCACUUCCCCACUUCUUUCCAGUCGGUCCAGACAUUCAAAGUGCCUGAAGCAAAGUGACGCAGCGGAGGCUCCAUCUUCGACAGCUGCAGCGACGUGGGGCUGCCCAGCGAGGGGACGAAAAGAUCGAGUCCAGGACGAAGUCGGGAGAGACCGGGGACCGGAAGAUCGACAGCAGGUGGAGACAGGACGGCCGUCGUCGAGCACGAAGGAUCUCGCUGGCCGGGGAAGUGUCUCCGGGGAAAGACUACCCGCAUUCGCGUUGGACAGAUUUCGAAGACACAAUACAACGGAGACCGAAGGCUGUCACGGAAGAAAGGCACCGCCCAGCAAUCCAGGGGGUGUUUAUACAGAUUUUGACGGAGACUGGAGAGCAGAGACCGCAAGUCGAGAGUGUUAUGGUGGCUUUCGGGGAACGCAAUCGCAUGCUGGAGGCGGCGGAAGGAGGUUACGCUCUGCGUCUAGGAACGCCGAAAACCACUACGGUGUCGAGUCUGUGUCCUCUUUGACGCGAGGAAACAGUGGGAGAUACACGCCAAGGGGAGGCGUCGCGCCGCGGUGA